AUGGAGAAAGGAGCCGAGCUCUGCUUUCCACAUCUCUUCAACAAUUCCUGCAUCAAGCCGACACUUCACUGGUCCAAAGCCGUGCUCCUGAACAUUGUGCUGUCGUGCAUCUCUUUGAUCACUGCUGGUCUCAAUCUUCUUGUUAUCAUCUCAGUCUCCCAUUUCAGGCAGCUCCACACACCCAGUAACAUCCUCCUCCUCUCUCUGGCUGUGUCAGACUUUCUUGUUGGUCUCCUGUUAAUUCCAGCUGAGAUUUUUAGAAUCACAGUUUGCUGGGUAUUUGCUUUCUACAGCACUCUUUGCACAAAGAAUAUCCUGAUUGAACCAGGCAGGUAUAAUUCCUGUUAUGGAGAGUGUGUGUUUAUCACCAGUGAUAUUGCUGGCAUAAUUGACCUUGUUUUAUCUUUUAUCGUACCAGUUUCCAUCAUCAUAGUUCUAUAUAUGAGAGUAUUUGUGGUGGCUGUGUCUCAGGCUCGUGCCAUGCACUCUCAUGUUACAGCUACACUUCAGCAAGACAAAGUCAGUGAUUCAUCUGCCUCUAUUGUGGUCAUCGUCUAUUAUUUUAACUCUUGUCUAAACCCACUAAUUUAUGCCCUGUUUUACCCUUGGUUUAGAAAUGCUGUUAAAGUCAUCAUCACUUUUCAGAUAUUCAAGCAUGACAGCAGUGAGGUCAACGUAAUAUAG
Molecule: messenger RNA, 684 nt
Organism: Maylandia zebra (zebra mbuna)
Lineage: Eukaryota; Metazoa; Chordata; Actinopteri; Cichliformes; Cichlidae
Source: RefSeq, a predicted model, not a curated record